Molecule: messenger RNA, 2571 nt
Organism: Corvus hawaiiensis (hawaiian crow)
Lineage: Eukaryota; Metazoa; Chordata; Aves; Passeriformes; Corvidae
Gene: ASRGL1
Product: asparaginase and isoaspartyl peptidase 1
Exons: 7
Coding region: 696-1646 (316 amino acids)
Molecular function (GO): asparaginase activity
Source: RefSeq, a predicted model, not a curated record
AGGCUGUUGUAUUCUAUUCUUCACAGCCUCCAAAAAUAGCCGUCCCCGAGAAACUUUUCACGAGGGGAGUUUUCUCAGUGAGGUGCCCCAGAUUUCAGUGGGAGAUGAGUUGGCUGCUGCUUCUUCGCCUUUUUCUGGAAGCAAAACCCGUGAUUUACAUCACCAAGGCUAUGUAGCACCAAGCAAUAAUCUCUUUUGCUCGCGGGAGGCCAUGAGCAGUAACAACGAGGUGUUUGGCUUCCGCGUGUGAAUGAACACCUUGUUUUCCUGCUCGAAGUUCAAAGUAUUGCAAGAGAUCAGAGGUCUGGGAUCCAGGUGGUUGAGCUGGGUAAGCCUUUAACUUGGGUCGGGUCAGUUGCCUUUCUUUAUUGCUGGUGAUAUUACUGUACUCUGACAACAGGGCUACCCAUCUAAAACAAAGAGCAGUUAGCAGGUUCAAGGCUUACUUAAAUGCUUGUUUCCAUGUUAAUAAACCAGACAGGGUUCAUACUAAACCACAAGAUUGUAGAGUAACUUAGCCUGAAAGGGGCCCUUCCUCAAAGCAGCGGUGGCCUCAAAGUUGCACUAAAUUGCCUGGUGCAACUCAUCCAGACUGAAUUAGGAACUCCUCCAUAAAGAAGCACAUGCUAAAGACUCCUCUUUCCAAUCAACUGGCCUGUGUGCACAGCUGAAAGCCUCAAGAGGUACUUGGCAGGAUGAAGCCUGUCAUCGUGGUGCAUGGUGGAGCUGGCCGGAUCUUCAAAGAACGAGAAGAGGGAUGUUGUGCUGGUGUUGUCAGAGCUGCGUUGCGAGGUUACAGUGUCCUGAAGCAGGGAGGCAGUGCCGUAGAUGCAGUUGAGGAGGCAGUACGGUCAAUGGAAGAUGAUCCUCAUUUUAAUGCAGGUUGUGGAUCUGUUCUAAAUGAAAAAGGCGAAGUAGAAAUGGAUGCCAUUAUCAUGGAUGGAAAGAAUUUAGACUCUGGCGCAGUAUCUGCAGUUAAGUGCAUAGCAAACCCAAUAAAACUUGCUCGACUUGUUAUGGAAAAGACGAAGCAUAUGCUGCUGACUGACCAUGGUGCACACCUGUUUGCUAAGGCCAUGGGUAUUCCUGAGAUUCCAGGGGAGAAACUCAUAACUGAGAGAUCCUGGGAGAGAUGGAAGAAGAACCUUGAGCCAGAUUCCAACCCUGAAGAGUUUCAGAAAGACCUUGGAACAGUCGGUGCUGUUGCUAUAGACAGUGAAGGCAACGUAGCUUGUGCAACAUCCACGGGAGGACUCUCUAAUAAACUGAUUGGCCGUGUUGGUGACACAGCAUGCAUAGGAAGUGGAGGUUAUGCUGACAACCAUUCUGGUGCCACUUCAACCACAGGACAUGGGGAGAGCAUUAUGAAAGUGGUCUUAGCCCGACUGAUCCUCUAUCACAUGGAGCAAGGAAUGUCACCAGAGGUGGCAGCGGACACUGCAUUAGACUACAUGAAGACACGAGUUGGGGGCUUGGGGGGUGUCAUUGUUGUCAACAAGGCAGGAGAGUGGGCAGCAAGGUUUUCCACCAAACAAAUGUCCUGGGCUACUGUAAAGGAUGACAACCUGCAUUAUGGGAUUUAUGCUGGGGAGAAGCAUAUAAAAUCUGUUGAUGAAGCACUUGCAUCUGAAAGGGAGGGAUUCUGAGAAUGAAGAAAGUUGACUGAUGGAGAAGAAUGAAGAUCUCCAGUUUUUGCUGGAGGACAAUGACAGCUGAUUUUGUCUUUCUGAAAGAUCUUUUGAUUCACAGGCAUUACCACAUUUACAGUCAAAACAAAAUCUGGACAUAGUUCUUUAGUGGACAUGUAUGUAUGUAUGUGUAGUCUUUUAAUACCUUUGUGAAGUCAGAUCCUCCUUUCUUAGAUAAGAAAGAGAGUGGUCAGUAGGUUCCUUGGUUAGCAUGCCUUAAUUUUACAUUAAAGGGAGUCUGAAUUUCAGUAUUAGAGGAACUCCUUUUCACAUCCAUUCUCAGAGACUGCUGCCAGGAUGAUUUGAGAGAUAAUACCUAAUAAUAAAAAGCUGAAUUUUGAAAAUCCAGAGUCUUUUGAGAAGCCAUCUCAUAAUAACAGCUUGCUAACUGUCAGUGAAAUACCACCAAAGAGCAGCGAAGAGUUAAGACAUGUCACAGGCUUGAGGUAACUGUCACAGGAUAUAAUGAAGUAAAGAAAGUAACUUUCUCCAGAGAAGGGAAAGGUGAUGCUGAGGAGCUCUAAUUACAUUCAUUGACAUCAGACCAUAAACCACAACACAGUAGGCUACAGUAUUUCAAACUGUAUGUGGACAGUUAAAGGAAAGAUGCUAUUGAUGUAGUAUCUGAGGUAGUAAUAAAGAAGGUCAUGAUCUCAAUAAAAAAUAACAGCAAUCUUUACUAUUCAAAUCCAAAGGUGAUAGGCACCUUUCAAGUCAAAAUGUGAGAUAGAGGUGCUGAUUGCUGGAAAAAUAAUUAUCUGAAAGAGAUCAAAGCAAGUUGUACUAAAACAUAUAAAACUGCCUGUUAACAAGUUCCUUGUGUGAAGUCUGAAACAUUGUCUGCAGAGAUUUUCUUUUUAAAAUAAAUUGAUGUUCUACACUA